GUGCGUGGCUGCCUGCGGGGCUGAGCUGUGAGUUUGUACCGCUGAUCACGGUAAAGCCUGCUGGAGUUUGGACCGCAAGCAGCCCGAGAGACAACCUGUUGGCGUCCCCAGUCCACGGCCACACUUUUCACUUUACCCUCCAAACUCAUAGGAAUGGACUAUUAACACAAUCUGAAGACAUCCUCCACUUAUAUUUCAAAGCGAGCUGUCUAAAGCACACCGACCUCCACAGCAGCCAUGGGCAAACAGAACAGCAAGCUGCGUCCAGACGUGAUGCAGGACCUGGUGGAGAACACAGACUUCACUGAGCACGAGAUCACGGAGUGGUACAAGGGCUUCCUGCGGGAUUGUCCCAGUGGCUCUCUCACACUCGAGGAGUUCAAGAAGAUCUAUGCGAACUUCUUCCCCUAUGGCGAUGCAUCCAAGUUUGCCGAGCACGUCUUCCGUACUUUCGACGCCAAUGGAGACGGGACCAUCGACUUCAGGGAGUUCAUCAUCGCCCUGAGCGUCACGUCCCGUGGUAGACUGGACCAGAAAUUGAAAUGGGCCUUCAGCAUGUACGACCUCGAUGGCAACGGGUACAUUAGCAAGGCGGAGAUGUUGGAGAUUGUAACGGCAAUCUAUAAAAUGGUGUCUUCUGUGAUGAAAAUGCCCGAGGAUGAGUCCACACCAGAGAAACGCACAGACAAGAUCUUCAGACAAAUGGACACAAAUAGAGAUGGUAAACUGUCGCUGGAGGAGUUUGUGGAAGGCGCCAAGAAUGACCCAUCUAUUGUCCGACUUCUCCAGUGCGACCCGAGCAGCGCGGGACAGUAGACUCCUGGACCUAUUAACAUUUUAAUAAUUAGACUGAAACCAAUCCUUCCUCAUUGACCCGUUCCACUGUUUGAAUUGAUCAGCUGAAGUUCUAGAGGCACAUGAAGCCAUACUUGCAUAUAUCCAUACACCGUUGUAAAUAGUUGUAAACCAAAGCAUUCAUAGUACUGUGUGUCUCCAUGUGUCUCUACGGCUGGUCAAAAAAGGGUCUGAAAUGGUACAAGGCUCAAGGAUAAUCCAACGCAUCCUCAAGCUACUACCACCUCACAGCAGAGAAGAAUCCAAGUUUGAAGUUGUUGUUUUUAUUUUUUAUUUUAUUUUCAAAGCAUUUUCCAGAAGGGGGGAACCCUGCUGGUAUAACUUGGGUUGAUGGACUGAGAAGUAUUUUGCAUCUGAGAGAAAAAAAAGGAAACACUGGAUAGAAGUUGUUAUAUUAUGCUGUAAAUGGAGCAAGACAUUCUGGGAAAUGUAGUUUUUAAACAAUAGAAGGAUUUUAGAAGGGACAAACAGGUCAUUGUGUAUUUUGGAGAAGUAUGUUACAUUAAACCAAAACUGACUGAAUAUUUUAAAUGAAGGGGGGACUUUGUAAACAAAGUUAUUGGAAAAGUGACUUUUUUUUUUUUUGUUUCGAACAUGCACAUCACAGAAACAAUAAUUUUGAAGAUAUGCAUAAACCAGACUGUGUUCUGUUCGUUCAGCUAAUGUUAAAACUAAAGUGUAAACAAAAAGUUAGCUCUUUGAAUACUUAAUAUAGGACAUAUACUCUUUACUUGGAGAUGACGUGGCGAUCGGCUGCAUUUCACUUUUAACUUAUUUGAAUGUGAACAUUUUAUUUUCUUUUACUUGACAAAUGUAAUAUGUGUACAGUAUAUUCAAACGGUAAUGCUAGAGACAGCGUUGAAAGGAGAGGACCACAUGCAUCGCUAAUGAAUCUGCUUUGAAUAACUGCUGCUACUUUUAGAUGAUGCUUUUUCCCAUUUUUGACAAGAAAGUAGCUCCACAUCUUUACGGCUUGACGUGAGCUACCACCCUGAGAUUAAAUUUCUCAUAAACUCAAAAAUAGGAGAUAUUCAAUUUCAUUUUUCAACGGUUCUGCUUUGUAUAAUGUCUUUUCUUAAAUGGUUUUCAAACUUAACACUCAGAAUUGUACCUUUUAAAAAUAUUUGGAUUUUUGAAGUACAUCCUGAGAUCAUUAAAAAGAAGAAUGGACUCAAUGGAGCAAAAAGCUGAACCGGAUCUAAAUUGGGUCUAAAUUGGGUCUAAAUCGGGUCUAAAUCACUGCAUCCUAAUCACAGUAAGAUUCCACGAGUACCAAUCCCAAGGUUUGAGAAUUACUGUGAUUAAAUUGUUGCAAUUUUUAAUGUACAUUUUAAAGUCAAUAAUUGUUCAAUGUUAUAAAUUAACCAUGAGCUUCCACAGCAUUUAUUAAGUCUGCUUCAAUCUAUGUUCAUCCAUCUCCCAUCAUUGAGGUCUGCUACUGCCUGCUGUGUAAAACCAGAGCAACAUCAAGUUUUUUUCACUGAGAAUUAUUUAAAUAGUUAAUGAUUUUGGGCUCAUUUCAAGUAGUCAACCAUUACAAGACACUCCUGUAUAUCACUUUCUAGCAUCCUGUGGUCAAGUGCCAAAUGUAGACGACAAAAAGGACAGUAUUGUAUCCGUUUAUACUGAACAGAGGCUACCUGUCGAACAAAACAACAUUGUGACUGUUUCAUUUUGUAGAUUUUGUAUAACUCACAUUAUGUGCUCUGUGUAGGAUGUCCAUUUUGUUAUUCAAAUAAAAAAACAAAAUGGUGAAAAAAGACGC
Messenger RNA from Periophthalmus magnuspinnatus, 2620 nucleotides. It is a transcript of the gene ncaldb, whose product is annotated as neurocalcin delta b. The coding region runs from base 238 to 816 and encodes 192 amino acids. The record is from RefSeq and is a predicted model, not a curated record. Gene Ontology annotation, cellular component: cytosol. Gene Ontology annotation, molecular function: tubulin binding; calcium ion binding; actin binding. Gene Ontology annotation, biological process: calcium-mediated signaling. Lineage: Eukaryota; Metazoa; Chordata; Actinopteri; Gobiiformes; Gobiidae. The transcript has 4 exons.